AGAAACACCAAAUGUUAUUUUACAACUUAUAAGAGGUCUGCAAAGAGGAUGAUUUCUCCAAAGCUGAUUGUGUUUUUGGUUUCUGUGUAUGUGGCAGAGACACAUCCAACCACAGACUCUCACAUUAGUGACACUGUUGCGGAGCUGAAGAGCCAAAUCGAAGCCUUACAGAAGGAAUUGGAAACUAUCAAACAGCAUCCGAAGAUUGGUGUGGCAUUCUCCGCCACUCUACAGACUCAGAAAUCAUAUGAAUUUAUUGGACCUUUCAACGGAGAUGUCAUACUAAAAUAUGAUAAUGUCAUUACUAAUGUCGGAAGUGCCUACGAUCCAAGUACAGGCAUAUUCACAGUGCCGGUGAAAGGGGUCUACUUUUUCACCUUUGUCCUCUUUAAUCCGAUCGGCCACAACCACGCCAGCGGGGCAAAGUUGAUUAAGAACGGGGAAAUGGUGGUCUCAGCUACUGAUAACCUACCCGGAGCAGACUCAGAAGACACAACAUCUAACACUGUCAUUCUCGACUUGGAAGUGUCAGACAGGGUGUACAUAGAGAUGUUUAGUGGCAGGGCUAUCUACACAGACGGGAAUAGGCGCAACACUUUCAGUGGCCACCUCCUAUAAAGUGAAGUGAAUGAGAGGUGUGAAAUGAAGUGAAACUAGAUGUACCGCAUAUAAUAGCAGUACAAAAUAUGACCAGCGCUCAGUCCUGUACAUCCUCUCAGCAAAAAUAAACCAUGCUUGUCAAUUUC
Messenger RNA from Alosa sapidissima (American shad), 746 nucleotides. Its product is annotated as complement C1q-like protein 2. The transcript has 4 exons. Gene Ontology annotation, molecular function: protein binding. Lineage: Eukaryota; Metazoa; Chordata; Actinopteri; Clupeiformes; Clupeidae. Bases 49 to 618 code for a protein of 189 amino acids. The record is from RefSeq and is a predicted model, not a curated record.